Messenger RNA from Oldenlandia corymbosa var. corymbosa, 3787 nucleotides. The record is from the annotation of a GenBank genome assembly. NCBI's taxonomy places the organism in Eukaryota, Viridiplantae, Streptophyta, Magnoliopsida, Gentianales, Rubiaceae.
GAAGAAAAUGACUUAUUGCAAAAAAAUUGAAGAAAACAAAUAUAGAAAACUUCGCCAUUUUUCAUCGUCCGACACGUCCAGAAGAAAAUCAAACAACUCUCUCACACUCUUGUCCUUACGAGGUGAGUUAGGUAGUUACGUUUCAUCAUCCCAUUUAAGUCAAUUUUCAGUUGUCAUCUUCACCAUUCUCUAAGCAUGCCACCAACGGCAAAAAUCAGACACCAGUUUCUCGCAUUUUACUUCUCCAACAAAUCAUCAAUCAAAUCGCCCCGUGUCAUUAUCUCGGGGGUCAAUUUCAUCAGAAAUGGAGGUCACUCACCACUAAAUCCCAAACUUUUUUGUGGGUUCAUCUCAAUUCUCAAACAUUCAUGGAGGAAAGAAUAGAGACCUCCAGAGUUUUCCUUUUCUUCUUUCCCCUUUCCCACUAGCCACGCUGACUACAGUGGAAGUGGUUACUCUACUGAGUACUGAGCACUUUCUGGCUCGGCUAAUAAUAUACUUUAGAUUCCGUAUUGAAAGAAUAACACUUUUUGGAAUUUGUGCAAUUAAGCAGAGAAACAAUGGGGAUUGAAGUGGAGGAAAAUCAAGACAUGGUCAAGGAGCCUCUCCUUAAAAAAAACACUUCACAUCCCAAGGGUGGUUUCAGGACCAUGCCCUUUAUCAUAGGUAAUCCGAUGUUUGAUUCAACUGGGCUUGUAUUUGUUCAAUUUCAUAACUUUUUUUUUUUUCUUCAAUGUUGUAGUGUAGUUUUUGUAAUAAUAUCAUAAUUUUAGCUCCAAGAUUGAAUCUUUAGUGUUUAUUUGUUGUUGUGAAAGCGAAUGGGAUGCUGGAGAAGUUGGCGUGUUUUGGCCUAAUGCCAAAUAUGACUCUGUACUUGAUGAAGCAAUAUCGCAUGGAGAUGGCCUCUGCAUCCAAUGUUCUGUUUUACUGGACUGCAGCUACGAACUUCCUGCCGAUUCUUGGUGCAAUUCUUGCAGAUUCUUAUGUUGGCCGGUAUUAUAUGAUUGGAUUCGGUUCUGCUAUUAGCUUCCUGGUAAAUUUUCUCUACAUUCAGCAAUUUGUUUGUUUUAGAAGUGUUUUGUCUUUGUAAUAAUAUCGACAAAAAAAGUUAGGUAAAUGUUAAAGGUAACUAUUUUCUGUUGUUGAAAUAAGGUGGUCAUCAUCUGGUUUCUAUGGUCAUACCUAAUUGUUAAAUCCUUAGGGGAGCAAUAGAUUUGGCUUUCCUUCUUUAUUCUGGGUCAUUGGGCUUUCAUCAUUAUCACUUUACUUUUGGUUUGGAAGUCUUCUGGUGUUUUGAGAACAACUGUUAGUAAUGCCUACCCUGAGUGACUGUUUUCACAUUUUCUUUUAGAACUGGUAGGUUCGAUUCAUCGUUCAAAGUGGGAAAUUCCUGGAUUUCAAUAAUAUGCCUGUUAAAGAAUAAACAUUUAUGGCAUGAUUUUGGAGGGAAAUUCAAGAAUACAUCACUUUUUGUCACUCGUUUUGGGAUAUAUUGUAAUGAACCUCUAGACCUUGUAGUCCCGAGUCUCUCUGGGAAGAUAGAGGAAAAGAAAGAUGAAUAAUUUGUUGGUAAGUCUAUAAGCUUGUGGUUUGGAAAUUUUUCCUCCUUAGAUGUUGAAGGUCAAAUCUCCAACGAGAAAAGUUUGGUUUAUUUCCUGAAUGUUUUACCAGAUUCUACCUUUUGGGUAUCAGAUUGAUCACAAUAUAGAAUUCGCUAAAUGUUUGUGUAAAAAACCUAAGAUAGAUAGAUUUCAUUGCGAAUAAUAAGAUCGUUGCUCUUGCUGCAUGGUCGUAACAAAAUAUAAACUUCUGAAUAAGUAUCUGAGUACAAUUUAUUCAUGAAGGGGAUGAUUCUUUUAUGGUCAACGACUUUGAUUACACAAGAAGCGACUCUGCCAAAUGAUGAUUCUAUUACAAGUUACAGCAAACCAACGGUUCUUCAACUCUUAAUCUUAUACACCUCUUUUGGGCUCAUUUCCAUUGGAGGUGGGGGUCUCAGGUCCUCUUCCUUGGCGUUUGGAGUCGAUCAAUUGGAAAAUGGAGAUGAUCACCAAAGUAUUGGUUUAAUGGAGAGAUAUUUUAGCUGGUACUAUGCUUCCUUCACAGGAUCGCUUCUCGUUGCCUUGACCUUCCUUGUGUAUAUCCAAGAAAAUUUGGGAUGGUCAUUUGGUUUUGGAGUAUCUGCAGUACUUAUGUUCUUUGCAACUUUGUCUUUUUUCCUCGGUUCUCCCUUCUAUAUUAAAGUAAAGGCGAAAGCAAGCUUCGUAAUGGAAACUGUUCAGGUGAUUGUGGCCUCUUUUAGAAAUCGAAAUCUCAAGUUGUCAUCAAGUGGGAUGGAUAUCGUGUUCCAUCAGAAGAGGGGUUCAGAACUGGCUUUUCCAAGUGAAAAUUUGAGGUUUCUGAACAAAGCUUGCAUUAUUAGAGAUCCUCAGCAAGAUUUAACUGCUGAUGGAACAGCUACAAAACCCUGGAUUCUUUGCACAGUGGAUCAAGUCGAGGGUUUUAAAGUAUUAAUUAAGGUUUUACCUAUAUGGUCCACGGGGAUGCUAACAUUCAUAAAUAUUAGCCAAAAUUCCUUCUCUAUACUUCAAGCCAGUUCCAUGAACCGUAAGAUCGUUGGAAAUUUCGAAAUUCCAGCAGGUUCUUUAGGCAUAACUACAGUUGUUUCUUUGAUAAUAUGGGUUGCAAUUUAUGAUCAAGCAAUCAUUCCCAUUGCUUCAAGAAUUAAGGGGAAACCUGUUAGCUUAAACACCCGAGAAAGAAUGGGAAUUGGAAUAUUUCUCUCUUUCUUGGCGAUGGUAGUCACAGCAUCUGUAGAGUUUGUCCGUAGAAGAAUUGCCAAUGACCAAGGCCUUUCAGAUGAUCCACAGGGAACAGUUAAUAUGUCAGCAUUAUGGCUUUUGCCUCAAUAUUGCUUAUUGGGUGUUGCUGAGGCUUUCAAUGCAAUUGCGCAAAAUGAAUUUUACAUGUCAGAACUCCCGAAAAGCAUGUCCAGUAUAGCUUCCAAUCUAUGUGGAGUUGGGAUAUCGGUGGCAAGUUUAUUAGCGAGUUUUCUGAUGAGUAGUAUCGAUGACUGGACGAAGAGAGGAGGCCAGGAGAGUUGGAUAUCUAGUAAUAUCAACAAAGGUCAUUAUGACUACUACUUUUGGGUUCUUUCAGGACUAAGCAUUGUAAACUUCUUGUAUUUCCUGAUCUGUUGCUGGACUUAUGGACCUUAUAGAAGUGAAAAGGAAAAGCAUGCCGAUGAAGAAGCUUUGUUGCAGUAGUAGACAUCCAACUUACUUGUGCAGUCAUGUAUAAGAAAUGCAUAGAAGAUGUACGUAGGAGAAGACUGUAUAAGUGUAUAUGAUCUAUCAUAAGAUCCUUAUCUUUGUGAACCACAUCGGAAACCAGUGUAUAAGAUCUUGGUAGUUGUUGAGCCCGCCAAGCUAAGCGGUCAAGGACAAACAAUGAACUGGUUAAUAAGUAUAACCUAAGUAAGUAUAAUCGAAAUAAGAUAAGAUAAAAAUUCUAUGUAAAUGUUUGAAUGUAUAGAAAGACAAAUGUGAUUCAAGUUUCGGGUUUUGUAUUGGUUCAACUUUGAGUUUUAUAUGAAAGAGAGUUUUUAAGUGUUGGUUUGAAAAUUAGUUCAAUGAGUUUGGCUGACAGGUAUGAGUGAUGCCACAGUCGAGGAAUAGAUGAACUAAAUGGAAAAGCAUAUAUCAUUGUUCCUUUUAACGUCAAGUACUGACAUCGGUAUGCAUCAUUGUACAGGUUUCCAACUUGUACACCCCCUCCCCCCCCCCCC